This is a messenger RNA of Penicillium verrucosum, 1056 nucleotides long. RefSeq lists its product as uncharacterized. Lineage: Eukaryota; Fungi; Ascomycota; Eurotiomycetes; Eurotiales; Aspergillaceae. The transcript has a single exon. The record is from RefSeq and is a predicted model, not a curated record. The coding region runs from base 1 to 1056 and encodes 351 amino acids.
AUGGGCUCUCCCGAAAAGACAUCACUAUGGCACUCCUUCUCAUCCAGCCAUCGGAAAGAGCGGAAAGAGCGCAAAGAGCGCAAAGAGCGCAAAGAAGGGGCAACCACACCAACACAUUUUCCAUCAUGGUCCCGAGGCCGCACCCAUAGUUCCAAUACAUCAAAUUUCACAGAGAAGCAAUCAUCAGACCUUCCACCACCAUACGUGGAAGCAGCAACCCCCACAAUCAGAAUCAGCGCCCCCGAAGAACCAGAAUCCGAUUCCCAGUACGCCUUCCUCGGCAACUUCCACACCAUCUUCCUGGUAGAUGACAGCUCAAGCAUGAGAGGCGAACUGUGGGAAGAAGCCAAAGGCGCGAUCGCGGCGAUCGCGCCAGUCUGCACAAAAUAUGACAGCGAGGGAAUCGACAUCUACUUCAUCAACCACCGACCAAAGUCGAGCAUCAACUCCAACUACAACUACACCCACGGCUCCAGCCGACGUCCAAACCUCGAUGCGGGCGGAUACCACAACAUCCGAACCGCGCAACGAGUAAGCGAGAUCUUCUCCUCCGUCAGACCUUCUGGCGGGACAGGAGUUGGCAGUCGACUGUUUGAUAUCCUGGACCCGUACACCAAGCUGGUGGAAGCAAAGGAGACAGAGAAAAGACGAGUGCAAAAGGACGCGUCUGGUCCGGGCUUCUUGGUUAAGUCGGUAGAGGCGGCGGAGCCGGUUAAGCCAAUUAAUAUCAUCACGAUUACGGAUGGAGUGUUUACGGAUGAUGCGGAGAGCAUUAUUAUUAAGACGGCUCAGAUGCUGGAUGGGCCUUCUUGUCGUGCGAUUCCAUGGCAGGUUGGGAUUCAGUUUUUCCAGAUUGGGAAUGAUGAGAUGGCUCGGCGGUACUUGGAGGAAUUGGAUGAAGAGCUUGGGGAUCGGUGUAAUAAUUUGCACAUGAGGGAUAUAGUUGAUACUGUUUCUUGGAGAAAUCGGGCUGGGAAGCGGUUGGAAGGGGAUGGGAUUUUGAAGAUUGUGCUUGGGGCUGUUCAUAAGAGGUUGGAUAGGAAGAAGGUUGGAUAG